Messenger RNA from Hirsutella rhossiliensis, 2661 nucleotides. Its product is annotated as glycosyl transferase family group 2 domain-containing protein. The transcript is spliced from 3 exons. Lineage: Eukaryota; Fungi; Ascomycota; Sordariomycetes; Hypocreales; Ophiocordycipitaceae. The record is from RefSeq and is a predicted model, not a curated record. Bases 1 to 2661 code for a protein of 886 amino acids.
AUGGGCUUUGGCGACUACUUCAAGGCCGGCAAGUCUGAGCCCCCUCCACCGGCCGAGGAUGCACCCUCGCAGGUCCAGCAUUAUGGGCCCUCCGACGUGUCGGAGAAGCAACCUCACUCGGCCCGGAACGGCAACGACAUGGAGCUCCUGCCUCCGACUCCUCGAUUUCAUUCCCGGCCACAGUCGAGCUCUGGGCGGUCGACGCCGUCAAGCCAUAGCUCAAUAUUCCUCGACGACAUCAAGCAUGAGGUCAUGGUCAACUACUUGUACCAGCAGCAAUGCUCCCAGCUAUGGGUUGGUGAUGGAUCCGGCGAGGCUGAAGGCGUGCUCCUGCGCAAGGCGCGUGGCCACUACAUGGCAUGCCCUUCCCAGCUCGGCAGCUCCCCGUUCGCCAUAGCCUGCGCCGCCAUGAACCUCCAGUGUGCCAUGACUGUAAACUCUCGGGUCAUCAAGACUUUCCUGCAAUGGUCUCCCGAUGCCGUGGACGUGCCCCUGAUGAACGGUCUGCGCGUCCAGAUCUUGCCCACCCUGGAGGACCUACCGCGAGCGCGAAAGCACCAGUUUGCCGCCUUUGUUGCCUCCGAGGGCCUGCUCAUUGUCUGGGACGAUGAUCCCCUGAACCUUGUGCAGCGCGCCAAGGCAAUUGAGUCGGAGCUCAUGGAGCUGGUGUGGAAGGCGGGCAAUAGCGACGACGACGAGGACGAGAAGCGCGGCGGCGCCGUUGCGGAAGCCGAGAUUGAUGAGGAGAGCGGUGAGAUCAAGCCGGAGAAGCGCCCCGUCCAUCUGCAAAACACGGUUCUGGUCUCGUUGACCAUGGUCCUCAUUGUCGUGUCGCUUGGUGCCGCUUGGAGGCAAUUGGCCAUCGAAGUGUCUGUCGACGGCAGCUAUAUCCGCCUGGCCCUGAUCGCGCUUUGCCCGGUCCAAGUCUUCUUCACCCUCUUCUUCGCCCAGGUCAUUGUCGGCUGCCUGGCUCAAAUCUUCGGCCCUGUCCGCCAGCUUACCAUCAACUCCAAGUUCUUCUCGGCUCGCCCUCCACCGCGGCUGCAGACCCCCGUCCUGCCUCACGUCACGAUUCAGUGCCCCGUGUACAAGGAGGGCUUGCAGGGCGUCAUCAUCCCCACUGUCAAGUCCAUCAAGCAGGCCAUGUCCACCUACGAGCUCCAGGGCGGCUCGGCCAACAUGUUCAUCAACGACGACGGGCUGCAGCUCAUCUCCGAGGAGGACCGCCGCGCACGCAUCGAGUUCUACGCCGACAACAGCAUCGGCUGGGUCGCCCGCCCCAGGCACGGCGAGAACGGCUUCCAGCGCAAGGGCAAGUUCAAGAAGGCGUCCAACAUGAACUUUGCCCUCAUGGUCUCGUGUAGGGUCGAGGAGAAGCUCCAAGCCAUCAACCGCCCGCCCGAGUGGAGCCAGCACGACGAGGCGCAAGCCUACGAGCAGGCCCUCAAGGAGGUGCUCGAGGAGGACGGCCGUGCCUGGGCCGACGGCAACAUCCGCGUGGGCGACUACAUCCUCCUCAUUGACUCGGACACACGCGUCCCUGCCGACUGCUUCCUCGACGCCGUUUCCGAGAUGGAGCAGUCGCCCGACGUUGGCAUCAUGCAGUUCUCCUCGGGCGUCAUGCAGGUUGUCCAUACCUACUUUGAAAACGGCAUCACCUUCUUCACCAACCUCAUCUACUCGGCCAUCCGAUACACGGUCUCCAACGGCGACGUCGCCCCCUUUGUCGGCCACAACGCCAUCCUCCGCUGGUCCGCCAUCCAGCAGGUGUCGUACCAGGACGAGGACGGCUACGACAAGUUUUGGUCUGAGAGCCACGUGUCAGAGGACUUUGACAUGUCGCUGCGCCUGCAGUGCAACGGUUACAUCAUCCGUCUGGCGGCCUGGGCCGGCGAGGGCUUCAAGGAGGGGGUGUCGCUGACCGUGUACGACGAGCUGGCCCGAUGGGAAAAGUACGCGUACGGCUGCAACGAGCUCCUCUUCCACCCCAUUCGAACCUGGCUCUGGCGCGGGCCCUUCACGCCCCUGUUCCGCCGCUUCCUCUUCUCCAAUAUCCGCUUCACCUCCAAGAUCACCGUCAUCUCGUACAUCGGCACCUACUACGCCAUUGGCGCCGCGUGGAUCAUGACGGCCGCCAACUACUUCCUCAUGGGCUGGUUCAACGGCUAUCUCGAUAAGUACUACGUCGACUCGUGGCAGGUCUGGUUCUCCAUCAUCAUCGUCUUCAACGGCCUCGGCAACGUUGCCCUCGCCGUCAUGCGGUACCGCGUCGGCGAGCGCAGCCUGCUGUACGCCAUCUUUGAGAACUUCAAGUGGACUUUUAUGCUUGCCAUCUUCCUUGGCGGUCUGUCACUGCACGUCAGCCAGGCCUUGCUGGCGCACAUGUUCGAGAUUGACAUGACUUGGGGGGCGACGAGCAAAGAAGCCGAGUUUUCAAACUUCUUCAUCGAAGUGCCCAAGGUGCUGAAGAAGUUCAAAUUCUCAAUGCUCUUCGCCCUCAUCUUCAUCAUCGGCAUGAUCAUCCUCGCCGUCGGGCCGUUUGUGCCGCAUGACUGGCGCAUCACCGACUUUGUCGCCAUCCUCCCCAUGGCCACGGUCGCGGCCAGCCACUUUCUUCUGCCGCUUGCCUUGAAUCCCGCCCUCAUGACCUUUUCUUGGUAG